CGCGAGCGGGUAGAGGACUUCCUUUUCAGGGAAGCUGCGCUUCUCGAUGAUUGGCGCCUUGACGACUGGGUAGGCCUGUUUACCGAAGACGCCCGGUAUAUUGUCCCCACCACCGACUUGCCGGAAGGGGACCCCCAGCGCGACCUGGUGUUCAUUGAUGACGACAUCACCCGUUUGCGCGCCCGAGCGGUGCGGCUGAACAGCCGUCAUGCUCACCGCGAGUAUCCGUGGUCGCGCACCCGCCGGUUUGUUUCCAACGUGCGGGUUGAGGAAACCAACGAUGGCGAACUCGCUGUUUCCGCAAACGUAAUGGUCUAUCGAUUCCGGAACGGCGAGGGAGCACCCUAUGUCGGCAGCAUCGACUACAUCCUGCGGCGGGACGGCGGGGAUUUGAAAAUAGCCUACCGCCGCGCAGUAUUGGAUCUGGAAGCCCUCUCCUGGCACGGUGCGGUCAGCAUCAUCUUCUGA
Molecule: messenger RNA, 468 nt
Organism: Geodia barretti
Lineage: Eukaryota; Metazoa; Porifera; Demospongiae; Tetractinellida; Geodiidae
Source: the annotation of a GenBank genome assembly